CUCACGCGUUCCAGUUCACCACUUUGUGGAGCAGCUAUGGAUCGAUCUCAAUGGGAAGAGAUUGUUGGUAAGGGCGACUACUUCUCCUACGACAACUUUAGAAGAGCAGCUGCAAAAGAGGGAGGAAAUGGAUUUCUCUGUGUGGGUAGUACAAGCGAUCGAAUGCGUGAGUUGGCAGCCUUCCUUGCCAAUUGUGCACACGAGACCAUGAACUUCACUCACAUCAUAGAAAUCAAUCGAAUCGGACAACCGUACGGAAAGUAUUAUGGACGAGGACCUAUACAACUGAGCUGGGAUUUCAAUUACGCGGCGUUUAGUGAACAUUACUACGGCAACCGAUCAACGUUACUGGACGACCCAGACAGAGUGGCUGAAGAUGGCGAGGUGGGCUUCGCUUCGGCUAUUUGGUUUUGGAUGACACAGCCCAAUUCAUCCGAAUGUGCACACACUAGCAUCUACCGCAGCACUUGUCUGCACUCCAACUGGGGUUUCGGGCGAACCAUCAUGGCCAUAAACGGAGUUCUCGAAGGUGGAGCGGUGGAUGGUGGCUCGAGAUUGAAGGACAAACAGGUGACCAGCCGAAUACGAUACUACCGAAGUGUUGCAGACAAGUUGGGCACCUCAGUUGGAAUUAACGGAGAACAGCUGGACACACAGGGCAUGUAACCCCUCAAAAGUGAUGGAUAACGG
Messenger RNA from Dicrocoelium dendriticum, 690 nucleotides. The record is from the annotation of a GenBank genome assembly. Lineage: Eukaryota; Metazoa; Platyhelminthes; Trematoda; Plagiorchiida; Dicrocoeliidae.